This is a messenger RNA of Mus musculus (house mouse), 3028 nucleotides long. RefSeq names its product peroxisomal biogenesis factor 11 gamma (gene Pex11g). Gene Ontology annotation, biological process: peroxisome fission; regulation of peroxisome size. The transcript is spliced from 5 exons. Gene Ontology annotation, cellular component: protein-containing complex; peroxisome; peroxisomal membrane. NCBI's taxonomy places the organism in Eukaryota, Metazoa, Chordata, Mammalia, Rodentia, Muridae. Bases 190 to 933 code for a protein of 247 amino acids. The record is from RefSeq and is marked validated.
GUCACGACCGAGUUGCCAUGGCUCUGCUGAACCGUCUGGCUUCCGCGCUGGAGUCCCACCGGGUCCGGGACCGCCUGGUGAGAGGAAGUCUGGGGCCUUGGCGGGACCGGAGUGACCUGGAGUUUGGUCAGGUCUCAGAGAUGAGGAAAACAGGCCAGAGAGGGGGUCCUAAAGGGACCGGUGUCUUACAUGACAGCAGGCUGUCGGCAGGCUGGUGUCUUACCUGAGAACUUCCUACCUCAGCCUCCCGAAUUGCUGGGAUUACAGAUCCGGACACUGGGGUAUUGCUGCCAGCUGAUCGGUGGGGUCCUAGUGGAACAAUGCCCCAACAGGUCCGAAGUGGGAAGGCGCUUGCUGGUGGUGUCAGCCCAGUUCAAUCAUUGCAGGACUGUCUUGAGACUCUUUGAUGACCUGGCCAUGUUUGUCUACACUAAGCAGUAUGGCCUGGGAACAAAGGAGGAGGACAUCUUCAUCCGAUGGCUGUCUGUCCUGAGUAAUGUGACUGACCAACUGUACUAUCCUUGUGAGCAUAUCGCCUGGGCUGCCGAUGCCAAGGUCCUCCGGGUGGACUCUGCUUGGUGGUGGACACUGAACACAGCCCUCUGGACUCUCUCUCUACUUCUUGGAGCUGUCAAGGCCCUGUGGACAAUGCUGAAGCUUAGACAGAAGCUGCGGAGCCCCACAGGCACCUCUGCAAGCCAGCUGCCCAGGAGCAAGCGGAGGGCCAUGGAGGCAAGGAUAUGCUCAGAGGUUUUAACUCUACUCAGCAACCUGGCUGACCUGGCAAAUGCUGUGCACUGGUUGCCCCGAGGUGUCCUGUGGGCUGGCCGCUUCCCUCCUUGGCUGGUGGGUCUCAUGGGCACCAUCUCCUCCAUCCUCAGCACAUGCCAAGCUGUCAGGGCUGGCAGACAGGCCGAGGCAGACAGCCCUUGAUGAGGCCCUGAAGUGGCAGGUGGAGGACACUGUGGUGCUCAACAGGACUCAGAUUCCCAGAGUGGGAAUCACUGGCCACUGGUGCAUCCAUAAGUGUGUACUCCGGUGCUGGCCCCUGGGCAGGGUGGGAAAGGGGCUGAAAUGAGAUCUUCUCAGGCCCCAGCCAGGGUUUCAGGGGAAGCUGCUUUCUUGGGAAGAGGGGGGCACAUGAGAACUUCAGGACUCUCAGAGCCAAGGGCAAGGUUUGCAAAGUCCCAGGAGGACACUGCUAGAGCCUCCUACCUGCUGGCUUGCCUAAAGGUGAGUGGGAGAGACACAUGCCUCAGGUCGGGCUUCGGCAAAGCUGGAAUAUAGGAAUGUCUAUUAAAAUCUCUUGGUAUGGUGCCAGUGUGUGCAUGAGGUGAUUAGAGCAGUCUCACUCUGGCCUUCCCUCCUCUGGGCCUAUGUCACAAGGUUUGCUCUCACAAGUGCACUGAACACGAGUGGGAAACCACUCAUCUCUGUUCUACCCCCCAGCCUACUGGCCUCAGAAUCUGACUGACCUCUGCCCACUGAGCCCAGGACUAGGAUCACGCUCUGCACUUCCUGUGGUUCUCAGAGGGAAACUGUUGGUCACUGCCUCCAGGAAGGCCACCCUUAAAUGAGGGACCUCAAGGGCUGCAGUGUUCCCAUUUAAGCUGGGGCCAGGCCAUGGUUGUCGGCCUCUCUGAAGAUGUGUAGAUGGAUUUGUGUCCUCUAUCAAAGAGACCAUGGUAGAUUGUGCCUUUUCUUCUUAAGCAGUUUGAGUGUUUAUUACAUUUGUGUGUGUGUGUGUGCACGUGUGUGUCACGGCUCUCACCAUCCACGUCCUAGAGAUUGAGCUUGGUUUGUUAGGCUUGGCUGCAGGCGCCAGUACUCAUGGGGCCUUCACCUGUUCACAUGCAUCGUUUUUGAUCUGAAAGCUAAGCAUGUCUGCGAGACUCUGAGCCCAGCCUAGGAGACAGUGGCCCUUGAACUUUAUAUGAUCCAACCUUUUGUGUUUGUCUUGAGACAGUCCUGCUGCACAGGCAAGGCUCCUUCCUAAGUACAGCAAUGUCUUUUCUUUCCCUUUCUCCCCCUCCCUACUAGGGAUGGAUGACUUGUGUGCUCUACUGUCAAGAUACAAUGCCCUCUGGCCCUCUCCCCUUCUGGUGUUGGCCAAAGUCCAAGAAACUUUUUUUUUUUUUUUUUAAAUGUGGAAGAUAGGUGUUUGUGGGCCACCGGGAUGCUGGACCCACUGGGGUGGAGGGUUAGAGGACCCCAGCAAAGCAUUCCACCCUUUUGCUUAUGGGCACCUGUGCAGAGCUCAUGAGUAGGCCAGGAUCAGCUCCUAUCUCUGGUGGUCCCACCUGCUCGAACUCUUAAGACCAUCAGGUAGGAGUCCUGGUAUCUGUUCCCCACCUAAAGACUGAGCCCAUGAGGCUCUCAGAUGAGUGCCUUACCUAGUCAGGGUGCCAGGAAGACAGGCUGAGCUUGAGGUCCAAGCCUUGCACAGGAAGACUUUGACAUGAACAGUGUAUGGUGCAGACAUGGAACCAAAGGACAGAUACUUCUAGAAAAGGCAGCCCACCCGAGCUGUGCAGUGGUUCUAAGAUCUCAUGUGUACCAGCCAAGUCCUCCAUCAGUUGAGCUCCAGUCCCCAUUACAGCUUAUUUUUCUGUGUUUGAGACAAGGUCUUAUUUGGUUAGGUUGCCUUGAAUUUACUAUGUAGUCAAGGACGCGUGAAACUUCUUUUUGAGACAUGGUCUCCCUAUGUACUCCCUAUGUAGCCUCGGCUGGCCUCAAACUCAUAGAGGUCUGUCUGCCUCUGCCUCCUGAGUGGUGGCAUUAAAGGUGUGUGCCGCCAUACCCAACUAAACUUUUAUUUUUCAGAAAAAGACUUACUUGUGUAUGUACCUCACGCAUGCCUGGUGCCUAUGGAGGUUGGGUCCCCUAGAACUGGAGUUAACAUGAUUUGGAGCCACCAUGGGAGACAAACCCAGGCCAUGUCAAAGAGUACCCAGUGCUCUUCAACACUGAACCACCACAUCUCCAGCCCCCAGACCUUAAACAUAAAAUAAAAAAGUAAAUAACUAAA